This is a messenger RNA of Blepharisma stoltei, 420 nucleotides long. Lineage: Eukaryota; Ciliophora; Heterotrichea; Heterotrichida; Blepharismidae. The record is from the annotation of a GenBank genome assembly.
AUGGGGAACUGUCUAAAAGUCCUAACAAAAAAGUCAGAAAAGCCUGCAUCAAGACCAGACAAACCCAAAAAAUUGACAAUGGAAGAGAUGCUAAAGCUUGAUAUAAGCAACAUAGAAAUUUUGCAUGAAGAUGGCAAUACCUCUUGCUAUUUCAGUAAAUAUGAUGAUAAAAUCAAUGAAAUUAGCCCAAAUGAACUGAUGAUCAUGUAUUUUGAAACAGUCGAUAGUAGGAAGGAAGAAGUUCAAAUUCUAGCCGGAGAAAAAGUCAGUACCUUAAGGACAAAAGCUAAAGCAGCUCUAGGGCUAGAUGAUGUCCAUAUGUUUUUAGAUGGAAGAGUUUUAGAGGACAAAUGUCUAUUAAACAGCUAUAAAAUAAAGCAAGGUGCAGUUAUUGAUGUAAUUAAUGUAUAUCAGCCUUAA